Molecule: messenger RNA, 204 nt
Organism: Linum trigynum
Lineage: Eukaryota; Viridiplantae; Streptophyta; Magnoliopsida; Malpighiales; Linaceae
Source: the annotation of a GenBank genome assembly
AUGGUGUCGUCGUUGUGGCGGGUCAAGACUGAGAGGGCUAGAUCGGGGAAGGAUGUUGAACCAAUUGUCAGAUUUGAUGGACUCGUCGUUAACAGAGUAGUGGGAGUGAGGCGGGAAGAUCUGGUCGGCUCUUGCCUGUUCAGCGGCAAUCCGAGAGGAUUCCCCGGAGGGAAGGAGUUUGGUCUUUGCUCGCCGCGGAUUUGA